Molecule: messenger RNA, 334 nt
Organism: Peromyscus eremicus (cactus mouse)
Lineage: Eukaryota; Metazoa; Chordata; Mammalia; Rodentia; Cricetidae
Product: large ribosomal subunit protein P1-like
Exons: 2
Coding region: 1-291 (96 amino acids)
Biological process (GO): translational elongation; cytoplasmic translation
Cellular component (GO): cytosolic large ribosomal subunit; ribosome
Molecular function (GO): structural constituent of ribosome; protein kinase activator activity; ribonucleoprotein complex binding
Source: RefSeq, a predicted model, not a curated record
AUGGCCUCCGUCUGCAAGCUCGCCUGCAUCUACUCCGCCCUCACCCUGCAGGAGGACAAGAUCAAUGCCUUCAUUAAAGCAGCUGGUGUCAAUGCCCUGGCCAAUGUCAACAUUGGGAGCCCCCUCUGCAGUGUAGGGGCUGGUGGGCCUGCUCCAGGAGCUGGAGGGGCUCCAGCAGGCGGUCCUGCCCCCUCUACUGCUGCUGCCCCAGCUGAGGAGAAGAAAGUGGAAGCAAAGAAGGAAGAAUCUGAGGAGUCUGAUGACGACAUGGGCUUUGGUCUUUUUGACUAAACCUCUUUUGUUAACAUGUCCAAUAAAAAGAUGAGCCUGUUUA